Messenger RNA from Caenorhabditis elegans, 1322 nucleotides. It is a transcript of the gene Y22D7AL.11, whose product is annotated as W02B3.4-like N-terminal domain-containing protein. The coding region runs from base 41 to 1285 and encodes 414 amino acids. The record is from RefSeq and is marked reviewed. NCBI's taxonomy places the organism in Eukaryota, Metazoa, Nematoda, Chromadorea, Rhabditida, Rhabditidae. The transcript has 9 exons. Gene Ontology annotation, cellular component: membrane.
AUUGUUCAUCGCUUGUGUUUUGACCGUUCAAUUUCUAAAAAUGAUGAGUGCUUCUAUUUGUUGGAGGUUUCUACGAAAAAGACCACUUGUAAUAUUUAUUUGUGCUCUUAUUGGUUUUCUACUAUUUUUAUCUCAAAGUCCUUCAAUUUUUGGCCCACCGCUAAAGUCGCCGAGACCACUGACGGAUUAUACCGGAGAUGGAUUUUUGAAGGAAUUUAUUCCAGCGAUUUCCUGUCAGAAAUGGCUCCUGGGAGUUGGCAAACUUCCAGUUCCUGCAUUAUUGAUAGAUGUACAUGUCCUGCAGUGGAUUGCUGAUGGAAAUUGUAAAAAUUUUAGUGUUAAUAUGUCUGUUAAGAUUGGUGUAAACGUCAAUUUAAAGCCAAAAUUCAAUGCAUUUGAUCAAAUUUUCGACGUUUUCUACUACUCAAAUGACACCUCCACAGACUACCUGGAUUUUCACACCCAGCCACGGAAAAUUAUUCCACAAAAUUUCCCGAAUAUUCAAAUAGGCAACCUACUCGUGCCUACCGUAAUCCCGCAAUUUCUAGAAUUUUGGCGCCGUGCCAAGUUUCAGAGCUGCCGGAAUGUGUCAAUGUCGGAGAGGGACUCGCUGAGCAUGGUUUACUGGAAAUUUAAGAUUUUGCAGAGAUUUCAGCUAACAGCCCCCAAAAUCCCAUCAAAAGAGUCCGUGGAGCAUUUGGCGGUGCUCCGCGACGAGAUGCUCCAAUUCGGGAUUUACCCAUUCCUAAAUGGCGGAACUUUUUUGGGGUGGUACCGAGAAUGUACAGUAAUUCCACAUACUACUGAUAUGGAUUUGGCCGUGUUUUCCGAGAAUUGGAAUCCCGAGUUUUUGGAGUUUUUGUGGAGCCGGCAGUCGAAAUUUCGGGUUAAGCGGCAGUUUGGGAUGGUGAACGACUCCUUCGAGAUAACAGUACUCCCAAAAACUAGAUUUCAAACUUUGGUGGACGUAUUUUUAUUAUAUAACGAGGGUAACAAAACCGACGGGACGGAAUAUCGAUGGGCUGGUGGAACUGGACCUGAUGGUUCAAAAUACAAGUACAUCUACCCACCAUACGAUCCGUGGUGUUCCGCUGACCUACUCGGACACAUUUUUUGGGUGACCUGUACCCCGGAGGCAAAGGUUACGCUAGAAUACGGUCCCAACUGGCAUUUGGAUCAAAAUUCGCUGAAUUACGCGUGGAAUGCUGCCCGGAAUAGUGUGCCAAACGGGCGGUUUACAGAAAAACAGAUGAAAAAUGAAGUUUAUAAUAUUUAUAGGUUGUGAUAUAUACAAAUUUCGAAUAAAUUUGUUGAAAAUUAGA